AUGACCCGCCAGAAGACCUUCAGUGCCAAGGAAAGGAAGCAGCACAGGCAAGAGAGCGAGCCAGUCGCCAGCACGGGCAAGAUCGCUCGGAAAAGAGCCCCCCUCUCGAGCGCAUCUCAGCAGAGACCGGCUCGACAUGAUUACUCUGUCUCUAGAUUUGAGGCGAAACGGGCGGAAGAGCGAAGACAGCAGUCACAGAGGCUACAGUCUCGCUUCAUCAAGCUGCCCGAUCAUCUCAAGGAACGCGCAAAGACAAAAUCGACAGAUAUCCUCAAAAGGCCAAUACCGCCCUGUCACCUCACUGAAGCAGAUGUACAGCUGCCGGAUGAGACAGCGCCUACAUGUCCUUACCGGCCAAAGUGGAGAUACACGAUGACAAAGCGUGAGGUCGAAGCGAAUGAAGAGAUGGCAUUUGCCAAUUGGCUCGCGACGACUGAUGAACUUGUCAACCCUGCAGCGAAAGUCGAGGAGGAUGAGCCUGUCGAAACGGAAGAGAGAGCACCGACCUAUUUCGAGCGAAAUCUCAACGUCUGGCGACAGCUCUGGCGCGUGACGGAAGUCUCUUCGAUCCUGCUCGUCCUCUUGGACUGUCGCUGUCCUCUGCUCCACUUGCCGCCCUCCCUGCAGACUUAUCUCAUCAAUCUGAAGCCGAAGAAGCAGAUCAUCUUGGUCCUGACCAAGACGGACUUGUCGAACGAAGCAGCGGAUGCAUGGACAACUUACUUACAAGAACGGUAUCCUGAUUAUCGUGUCGUCGCAAUAGAGAACUAUCCAGAUGCCACAAGCGCAAGCACGGGCAGGCAACGCAUCGUAAAAGCCAUACGAGCCUGCCAUGAAGAGCUGUGUCAGCCUCCGGCAGCCAUCACCGGUGACCCUGCCAAGGUCGCUCGUUGGAAGCCUCGAGUACUUACACCUAUCUCGUGGCCAAGUCUGCUCCUCGGCGCUCAGGAAGCAGAAUCGGACGACAUCGUCAUCGUGCCUGGGCAGAAAGCUAGACUGGACAGGGAGGCACGCAAAGCUCAGAGAAAGCUCAGAGAGACGCAGGCAAAGCAGCACACUGAAGACGUUCAUCAAGACGACAACAGAGCACCCACGAAGCUGACCAUCGGACUCAUUGGACAGCCCAACGUAGGCAAGUCUUCCCUGAUCAACUGCCUACUGGGACGCAAAGUCGUUCGCGCGUCUCGCACGGCAGGCAAGACAAAGCAUUUACAGACGAUGUUCUGGACGAAGCAGGUCCAGCUCGUCGAUUGUCCCGGUCUCGUCUUCCCUACGCGAGGCAGACUAGGCAUGGAGGCGCAAAUCCUGAGCAGCAUCGUGCCCAUCCAAAAUGUCGAUUCAGUCCUGUUUUGGCUCGCUGAGCGCAUGCCGCUCGAACGUCUCGUGAGGCUACAGAAAGACGACAGUCAUGACGAGUGGACGACCGAUCGGGUCCUGUCGAGUGCUGCUCUGGCGGCAGGCUUUGUCACCGCUAAGGCGGGUAGACCUGACACCAGUCGCUCGGCAGCUCAGAUCCUGCGGAGCAUUCAUGCCGGCGCAAUUGCUUGGUCGUUUCUCCCUCCAAGUAGAGCUCCGUCCAACGAUCGAGAGGGUCUCUGGGAGGGCAGGGAAGCAUCUGUGGAAUGUGCAGAAGAGGCGCUCGAGGAGGAACAUGAAGCCAGCGAGGCUGAGGAGACAGAUGGAGAGCAAUACUCCGAAGAAUCCGAGUCGGAGGCUAGCUCGAGCAGGCCAGUGUCGAAUCUACAGUCGACCGGCUUUAGCUUGCUUGAGCUGGAUGCUCUCACAGAGGCCACUGCUACACUCGGGCAUCGCACGCCUGCAGUCAUCGGCAUCUGGCUCUACCAUCCAGGCCAGAGCGACUCCAAUCUCGUCCGACACAGAGGGGCGGGCCAAAUCGGAUCGAACGCCGCCAAAGAGCUCAUUCGCGCUGCCGUCUCUACCGAAUCUCACCGUCAGCCUUCACGGCUUGCCCACACGACGCCAGACGACGAGCUCAGACCUCCUGGCGACACAAUCGCUGUGCUGACGCAUCUCCAGCCAACCUCGUGCGGCUACGAUCGUACAGCGACGACAAUCACCCACAAGCUACGCAACCACUCUUGGCACUGUCCCGAGAUAGACACGAGAUAA
Messenger RNA from Mixia osmundae IAM 14324, 2130 nucleotides. RefSeq lists its product as uncharacterized. Bases 1 to 2130 code for a protein of 709 amino acids. NCBI's taxonomy places the organism in Eukaryota, Fungi, Basidiomycota, Mixiomycetes, Mixiales, Mixiaceae. Gene Ontology annotation, molecular function: GTP binding; GTPase activity. The record is from RefSeq and is a predicted model, not a curated record. The transcript has 4 exons.